Lolium perenne is the source of this 1132-nucleotide messenger RNA. RefSeq lists its product as uncharacterized. The record is from RefSeq and is a predicted model, not a curated record. Lineage: Eukaryota; Viridiplantae; Streptophyta; Magnoliopsida; Poales; Poaceae.
UGCUGCUAAGCAUCCAACUCAUCACACAGUACACCGAGCUCACUCACCAUGGCUGCUACCACUAAGCUUGUAGCUCUUGGCUUUGUUGUCCUCGUGAGCAUUGGCUUCACCAGUGCUUCACGUAUGUUAGCUAGCUCAUCCAGCGCCUCAGGAGGAGGGUCGGGAGGAGGAGGUGGUGGUGGUGGGGCGGGUGCAAAUGGAUACGGCGGAGGAAGCGGACAAGGUGGUGCCACUGGAUACGGCGAAACCUUCGUAGGUUCAGGUUACAAGUCUAACUAUGCCCAGGGAGCUGGUGGAGGAGGAGGAGAAGGCGGCGGCGGUGGUUCAAAUGGCGGAGCCGGAUCUGGUUCCGGGUCCGGCGGUGGCACUGGCAGUGGUGAGAGUGGUUCUACAGGUAGUGGCCAGGCCAGUGCUAAUGGUAGUGGUGGGGGUGAGGGCCAAGGUGCUGGCGCCAAUGGGUCUAGCGGACAAGGAGCCGGAGGGGGCGGUGGUGAAGGAUCUGGUGAGAGUCACAUAGCACCAGCUCCUUCUGCUGGUGGUUUCAGCUACUCUGAUGCCGGUGGUGCUGGUACCGGUGGUGGCGGCGGGAACAGUGGAAAUGGAGGUGGAGAAGGAACUGGAGCUGGAAGCGCCAGUAAUGAUGGAACCUCGGGCAGUGCCAUUGGACAUGGUAGCGGCAACGGUGGUGGCAUAGUUAAAGGUGUCGCUCAAGGGCCAAGCAUCGGAGUUGGGUCUGGUGCAGGCUCUGGAGCUGCACAGACCGGUAGCGAUGGCCCUUCUGGUUCCGGCUAUGCCGCCGGAAGCGGUGCCGGCGGCGGCGGUGGCGCAGGUGGAAGCGACAAUGGCGGGGUUGGCAGCGGUGGAGGCACGGGACAAGGGACCGGAACAGGGUCAUACCCUUAAAUUUCCUUUUCCAAAGAAACUAGAACGGGAGUCCAACAAGCAUUUUUAAUUUCUUCAUUUUACUAUACCACAUAAAGUUUAGUUUCUCUUCAUUCUUAGGAUUUUCAUUGUCCUCCUAAUAAAGGGCUCCAUGCAUGAUUCUAGUCGAAGCACGUAGAUAGUGGAACAAACCAGUUGAGAUGUAAUCGCUUUUGUCAUCGAAAAAUAUAAAUUUGCCUAUUCUUCUUUA